Molecule: messenger RNA, 1930 nt
Organism: Gilbertella persicaria
Lineage: Eukaryota; Fungi; Mucoromycota; Mucoromycetes; Mucorales; Choanephoraceae
Exons: 5
Coding region: 225-1706 (493 amino acids)
Molecular function (GO): UDP-glycosyltransferase activity
Source: RefSeq, a predicted model, not a curated record
CUCUUGAUUCGCAUGGCACAAUCAAACCAGUUGAGAAGUAAAGUGACUGAAAAGCAAUUGAUUGAUCUUUUGGGUCAAUUAAACCAACAAGAUUCCAGUUCAAACCAAACCCGUAUUGUGUAUAAUCGCAGACAAUAUGAUGAUUCGGACGAUGAUUAUGAUUUGUAACACAAACCAAGAGAUUCACUUGGCAUUUUUCUUGAAAAUAAAAUUUUCUUUUCUUUAUGCCUACACUUGUAGAAAACUAUCAAACACCUCAACAUAUUGUGUUUGCAUCCAUGUUUGGUGGAUCUUCUCAUGUCAAUUGGGUAUUGUGUAUCUUGGAUGAAUUAAGCAAAAGAGGACACUCAGUUACAUUUGUUACGAGUAGUAUCCAAAGAAAGUUUGCUGAACCUUAUCCCCAUGUUCAUGUGAUGGUGAUUAAGGAAAUGAAGCAAUCAGGUAUGUCUACAAACAACUCGAAUUUCAUAGAUAUGGCUGGACAUAUCAUUGACUUUUCUACAAAGGAUUUUGGAGAUAACUAUAGAACCUAUCAAAAGAUAUUUACAGAUCUGAAUGCAAGUGUUGUCUUGUGUGAUUAUAUGAGUUCCAGUGGGUGUUAUGAAGCUGCUCUGGCUAUGAAAAUACCUUAUAUAGUUACCAUGGCAUUUGCCUUGUCUCCAGAUGCCUCUGCAUCCUACAUUAACAACAAUGCAUUCACCAUGCUUGACUCAACAACACUCCAUAUGAGUUUGAUAGAUCGAUUGAAAGAUAUGUUUAUUACCCCCAUUAAGAUCUACAGAAGAGUAUCGCCUGCUGUUCAAAGACUGAACAAGAGACGCAUGGAAGCAGGUUGUUCAGAAAGAGGCAUAGAAGGUGACUCUCAUGUACAUCGAAACAAUUUAAAGCUUGUGAACAGUCUGUAUGGCAUUGAAGCUGCACGUCCUUUAGGCCCUCUUGUUGAACUGGUGGGUCCUAUCCUGCCUCGUCAUUAUGAUCCAUUGACGCCUUCUUUGUCUGGGUUUCUAAACAAGUACUCGCGUGUGCUCUAUAUUGCAUUUGGACAGCAUUUAAUCCUAACUGAAAAAGACAAUCAAUUGAUCUUGACUGCUGUAUUGGCAUCCAUUGAAGCAGGUGCUUAUGAUGGGUUUAUAUGGGCAGUGGGUCAACAUCCUUCUGGUGCGUUACCAUUCGAUCAAGACAAGUGUCCUUUUGCCCAUAUUGUAACAUGGGCACCUCAACAAGCCAUUCUCAUGCACCCUUCUGUCUCUGUCUUUUUGACGCAUGGCGGUGCUGGUUCCAUGUACGAAGGAUUGUAUGCAGGAAAACGAUUGAUUGUGUAUCCCUUUUUUGGUGAUCAGUUCCCAAAUGCAUAUCAAGUCAAGCGUCAAGGUAUGGGUGAAUUUCUGCAGCGUAAAUCGGAUCAACAAGAAGCCAAGCAUACCUUGAUUCGCGUUGGUCUUGACCUGGAUGGUGCUUAUCAACGCAACCUCAAUCGAUACAAGGCACUCGUUCAAAUUCAUGCUCGUACAGGACCAAUACGAGGAGCUGAUUUAGUAGAAGAAGUGAUGUUUGCCUCUGUUGAUGGAUUACUGCCUUAUCGCUGUGAGCACAGUCGUUAUAUGUCUGUCUUGAAAGCGUAUAAUUUAGAUCUGUACCUUAUUUUAUUUUGUUUCUUAUUUUGCAUCUACAGACUCACAGCAAAAACAUUAGAAAUCUUUUCAUGAUUUUUUUUUUCUUUUGGAAUGCUUUCUAUCCUUGAACAAGUUUCCCCAAAGCAUAACACUGUAAAGUGUAAAAAGUAUAGGUUGUUUAUUUAACUAAUAUUUGAUGUAGUCACUAUUUGCAUAGUAUGAAUGUAAAGGAAAAUAGUGUAAUGCAAACAAACAAACAAACAAACAACCCACUCCUUAAUGAUUAUUGUAUUCUUUGUUAUUCCUUAAAACAAGAG